This is a messenger RNA of Oikopleura dioica, 780 nucleotides long. The record is from the annotation of a GenBank genome assembly. Lineage: Eukaryota; Metazoa; Chordata; Appendicularia; Copelata; Oikopleuridae.
AUGGCGGUUGGUAAGAACAAGAGACUGACCAAGGGCCGAAAGGGUAACAAGAAGAAGAUCGUUGAUCCCUUCACCAAGAAGGAAUGGUACAAGGUCAAGGCCCCAGCUGUUUUCAAGACCCGAACUGUUGGCCAGACCCUCGUCACUCGAUCUGCCGGUACCAAGCUUGCCGCUGACGGUCUCCGAGGCCGAGUUUACGAAGUCAACCAGGCUGACCUCCACGGUGACGAGUCCACCUACAAGAAGUUCCGACUCAUCUGCGAGGAGGUUCAGGGCGACAACUGUCUCACCAACUUCCACGGUAUGGAGCUCACCCGCGACAAGCAGUGCUCCAUGAUCAAGAAGUGGCAGACCAAGAUCGAGGCCCACGUUGACGUCACCUCCACUGACGGAUACAAGCUUCGACUCUUCGCUGUCGGAUUCACCAAGAAGCGACAGAACCAGGUCAAGAAGACCACCUACGCUCAGACCACCCAGGUCCGAACCAUCCGAAAGAAGAUGAUGACCAUCAUGCGACGAGAGGUCUCCACCUCCGACAUCAAGAACAUUGUCGCCAAGCUUCUCCCCGACUCUAUUGGUCAGGAGAUCCUUAAGGCCGCCGCCUCCACCUACCCUCUCCACGAUGUCUACAUCCGAAAAGUGAAGGUCCUCAAGAAGCCCCGAUUCGAUAUGUCCAAGCUUUUGGAUAUGCACGGCGAGUCCGGCAAGGUCGUCAAAGGCGGUGCCAAUGACGGACAAGUCGUUGAUUCCUACGAACCACCAGUCCUUGACUCUGUUUAA